AUGGCGUGGGGAAAUCGCAUUCUCCCUCGUGUUAUCACGAUGGGAGACGUGAUAACAAUGACCUCCACCAUUGAGAAGGAGGAGCGGGUCAUGGUGAAAGCCUACGAGCAGGAGCGCGAAGCCCAUCGCCAAGCGAAGAGGCGUCAGCAGAAGAAGCUACUGCGAGAGGAGCAGGACCAGAGGCGACGGCGCCAUCGUGACCGUGGCGCGGCCCUUCUCGAAGAGGGAGCCUCUGCAGCGAGCUCAUCUCGGCUCUCCGCGUCCGCUUCGAGUCCAUCGCUCUCAGGGACCAGCAGUUCCAGCAAAGAUCAUGAACCGGCAGUUCCAGAAGACCUGAAGGGCUUGUCCAACUUCCCGCUGGUGGAAGAUCUGCUCAUCAAGAUUCGCGUGCAUGAGGACAGAGAUGGACGAGUUCCAAAGCUUCGCUUUGUUCCCAGGGCGAAUCCCGCCCAUUGGGUGCCGGGCAGCCGGAUGUACGUGGAUUACAAGCCCGAGUUCUACCUCGAGUGA
Molecule: messenger RNA, 510 nt
Organism: Symbiodinium sp. CCMP2456
Lineage: Eukaryota; Dinophyceae; Suessiales; Symbiodiniaceae
Source: the annotation of a GenBank genome assembly